This is a messenger RNA of Hippocampus zosterae (dwarf seahorse), 3322 nucleotides long. RefSeq names its product DNA dC->dU-editing enzyme APOBEC-3G-like. Gene Ontology annotation, molecular function: zinc ion binding; cytidine deaminase activity; RNA binding. The transcript has 4 exons. Gene Ontology annotation, biological process: cytidine to uridine editing. The record is from RefSeq and is a predicted model, not a curated record. Lineage: Eukaryota; Metazoa; Chordata; Actinopteri; Syngnathiformes; Syngnathidae. Gene Ontology annotation, cellular component: nucleus; cytoplasm. The coding region runs from base 339 to 1418 and encodes 359 amino acids.
CUCUCCCAUUCAUUAAAGAGGAAAUACCGGCACACGUAUUGACGCACGUGGGCAAAGAGAAACGAAAGUGAGAAUCCCCAUCAGCUGGUUCACACUCGUUUGCACUUGAUUGGGUAAACAGGGCAAGCCAAACAGGCUGGGUGAGAUUGCAGAUGAUAAAGCAACGCUCUUGACAGAGCAAGGGUCAAUAGGUGCCGGGCUUCUGACGCACUGGAAAGCUGACAUUCUUCGCCGGAAUGGAGGAACCAGGGUAGGUCGGAAUGUGUGCGUGUUGCUUUAAAAAUUUGAGAAAGGCUGCAUUACAUCCAACAAUUGCACUGUAAUAUUGAGGCAAGUGAAUGAAUGACAUCUCCUUUUCCCUUUGCCUCAGUGAGCUUUUGAGCAGGAGUUGCUUUGUCUUCCAAUACGAAAAUGCGCUUUUUGGAGCACGUGGGAGAACCUACCUGUGCUUUAUAGCACAAAGUGAUGAAAUUGGGGCUACUUCUGUCUCCGGAUAUUUCUGCAGUACUUCUGAUGAAGCGCACGCAGAGAUGCGUUUUCUGGAUUACUUGAAAACGUCGCAUCGAGGACACGACACCAGGGUCGCGUGUUACUUGUCCUGGUCCCCCUGCGCAAACUGCUCCCAGGCGUUAGUCCAAUUCCUCCAAAACAACGCAAACAUAAAGCUCAGGAUCUUCGUGUCACGCCUCUACCGCACGGAGGUCAAGGAAAAUCGCAAGGGCCUGCAAUUGCUGAGUGACGCCGGAGUGCCCCUCCGAGUUAUGAAGAACAAAGACUUUGAAUACUGCUGGAAAACCUUUGUUGAUCAUCAACAGAGCCCCUUCCCACCUUGGUACCACAUUCUCGGAAACCAGGAGCAUUAUCAAGAAGAACUCUCGGAUAUUCUCCAGCAGAACGACCUUGGCGCACAGGACGGGGUAUGCGUUCUUAUCGUCGGGACUUCGAUGGUCCGGCACGUGAAGAUUAGCAGAUGCAGUAUUUCUUGUCACCCAGGUGCACACGUUGAGGAUGUCAAUGACGUCAUCCCCCGUCUGCUGGCUCAGCAGCCGUCGGUCAUUGCCGUGGUUGCUCACGUUGGAACGUGGGACCACAACCUGCAACAGUCGGAGAAACUUAAGAAUGACUACAUCUCCCUCGUACGCACCAUCCAGGACACAAAGAAGCGUGUCAUAGUCUCAGGCCCCUUUGUUCCACCCUGGUUUGGUGAGGCCAAGUUUAGCCGCGUCAGACAACUGCAUAUCUGGCUUAAAGGAUACUGUUGCAGCGGAGGCAUCCCUUAUGUGGACAACUUCACCACUUUUCUCAAUAGACGGGAUCUUUUCAAGCCAGACCUCCUCCACCCAAAUCUCUUUGGAUCUCGGCUUUUAGCCAUGAACAUUGAACUCACUCUGCUCUCCUGCAAUGCGUUCUCCAAAUAACGGUCAUUGACCACGAGUACUGUUCACCUUCAACCGGUCAGAAGUUCCAUUAGGCCUCCGGACAAUAGCAUCCUCAACGCAAGUGAGUGGUCGACCCGCCUCCUGCGAGUUCCCAUCACAUCUGGUUUUGAUGAGUGCACAUUUUGUAGGAACAUAAAUCUGGCAUGCUGAAUGUGCGCUUCUCCUCUCAACAUUACGUUCAUGAUAAAUCCCCUGGUUGUUGACGAUAAGGUUGACUUUAUUUUACUCACGUAAACAAGGCUAGAUUUCCUUUUACUGUUGCAAAUGAUUUGAAUGCGAUGCUUUUGCUUCCUCUGUCACUCCGCUCUCUCGCAACACACCAGUUCUGUUAUCAGUGAUUUUUCGGAAUUUCUAUGAGUCAGACACACCACCUACAAUAGGUGGUGAUUUUUAUUUGCACAGUGAGUAUUUUUGAACUUCCUCAGCUGCUUGUACUUUGAACAGCGCACCACCCAGCCAACUCACAACGGGACGUGCCCUCAUCCUGGAUCUCAUGACUCUGAGGUAAAUGUGAGGAAAUGCUCUCUGACUUGUGAAGUGGUUGCAAAUUUUCCUCUGCUGAUAUUUUAUUUUCAGCUUGUGAUUCCAUUUUAUUAUAUUUUUUUUACAAUUUUAAAACCGAACUCAAGUCAACACUGGGUUGAGUGGCUCCACUUUUGACAAAAAAAUAAAUAAAAAUAAAUCGGACACCACUAAACUGAUAAAGGUUGAAAUCAAAAAAUGAAAUUGGAAGAGUGAAGGGAGGAUGCGGGCAAAAAAGUGACAGUUCACUCUGAACUAUUCUGUGAACAUCUCAAAAUCUACAUAGUGCACUCAAACUGUCACGUUGCGUGGUGGACCCCAAAAAGCAGGCAGGAGUUGAGGAGCAGGGUGUACUUGACGAAUUGUAUUUAAAACAAAGAAAACUAAAUCCAAAACAAAGUCAGAAGUAACAAACAAAAGCCAUGACAAAAACUAUCAAUAACCAAAACACUACUAGAACAAACAUGACAGCAGCAAAGGAACAGCAAGCAAACAAACAAACAAACAAACAAACAAACAAACAUGACAGUAGCAAGAGCAAACAAUGACCCGACACCGAGUCUUCGGGCUGGGAGUCCUUUUAAAGCCCUAAUUACAUAUGACCAACAGGUGUGCAGCUGCCGGGGGAGGCCUACAGUGCCACCUGUUGGUCCCUAAACCGAAUGAUGACACAAACAGUUGCCUGAAUUUCAAAAUUCCUCGCAGAAAACAAAAACAAUCCCCAAAUCCCUUCUUCCACCAUCAAACAUUUACCAAACACCAAUUUAGACCAAUUCAAGUCCCACAUCACUGUUAAAAAUAAUGUUUGGCUUAUUUGAGAAAUGUUGAAUGUUGUGAAUUACUUUCAUCUGAUGGGUGUCUGCCCCACCGCUGACAAAACAUCAGUGGUGAAUCACCUUCUGAAGCUACGGAAUUGAGAUAUCGGUGACCUGCAAUCAUUUCAGAACUCAGCUUCUCAUGUCCAGAUGAAUGACCAGAGGACAGGAGCACAUUACACUGGUUUUAAGAUCACUGCAUUGUGCCUUUCAGGAUCGCUUUUAAGGGUCUUUUACUAGUUUGUAAAUGGUUUGAACAGUUUUGGGGCAUCACAUCUAUCUGAUUUUCUUUUAUCCUAUCAACUUUCAUGGGCCCUGAGGUCCUCUGGCACCGGCCUUUCAAUUAUUCCAAGAAUUGGAACCCAAAUUUAUGAGAAGGCUGCGUUCAAAGAUUGCUAAGAAAACAUUGCCGAUUCUGAAAAACCCUGAACAAAAUGUGAGAGAGUACAAGUGGAAGAAAAUGAAACAUGAUGUCUGGGGAACGCUUUCUUCAAUGAAUGGGUGCCAACACUUUUGUCCAUAUGUUUAUUUCUUUCACAGCUGAAU